AUUUGAUUGAUAUGAUGAAAUGCAUAAGUAGACAUAAUUACAAAAAUAAUUGAGUUAGAUUAUAAAUUGAAAAGAUAAUAUAUAUAUAAAUGUAAAAGAAUUAAAUUAUAUACUCUUAGGGGUAAGAGAAAAGGUCAUUUUGUUAACGUUUGUGUUGUUGUUUUGAGUAUUUGAAAAAGAAUGCAUAGUAGAUGAAUAAAUAUCAUCCAGAAAUAGAUACUCCAAAAUCAUCAUUUAUUGUAUGAGAUGUAGAUGUAAUAUAGGGUUAAAGAAAGAUAAUAGUAUUAGAUUUAGAUGAGACAUUGGUACAUAGUUAAUUCGAGCACUUUGAUUGUCAUGAUUUAUCAUUUGAUGUAUGUUAAAUAUUAGAGUUUAGAUUGUUGUAUAAUAGCAAAACUUCAAGGUUUAUGUAAUUAUUCGUCCAGGAGUGAAGUAAUUUAUAGAGUAGCUGAAUAAUUUCUAUGACAUAAUUUUUUGGACUGCUAGUUUAAAGGAAUAUGCUAUACCAGUAAUGGAUUAUAUUGAUCCAGAUAGAAAAGCAGUAGAAAGAUUAUUUAGAGAGAGUUGUACACCUUUAAAUAAUGGUUUAACAAAGGAUUUAACAAAGUUGGGAAGAGAUCUUAAAGAUGUAAUAAUAGUUGAUGUAUACAUAUAUUAAAUAAUUAGAAUUCAGUAUUCUCAUUUAUUAUGAACAAUGAAAAUGGUUUAAAGAUUAAGGAUUUUUUUUAUGACAAAUUAGAUAACGAAUUAGAAAAUCUAUUGCCUUUCUUAAUUUGGAUAUAAUAAGUAUGGUGAUGAACUACUAAAUAAGUAAUCUGAUGUAAGACCAGUAUCAAUUAAAUAUGGAGAGUUUUAGAGAAGUAAGA
Molecule: messenger RNA, 866 nt
Organism: Paramecium sonneborni
Lineage: Eukaryota; Ciliophora; Oligohymenophorea; Peniculida; Parameciidae
Source: the annotation of a GenBank genome assembly